Ylistrum balloti is the source of this 6012-nucleotide messenger RNA. RefSeq lists its product as uncharacterized. The coding region runs from base 48 to 4115 and encodes 1355 amino acids. Gene Ontology annotation, cellular component: nucleus. Gene Ontology annotation, biological process: regulation of DNA-templated transcription. Gene Ontology annotation, molecular function: chromatin DNA binding; histone binding. The transcript has 32 exons. The record is from RefSeq and is a predicted model, not a curated record. NCBI's taxonomy places the organism in Eukaryota, Metazoa, Mollusca, Bivalvia, Pectinida, Pectinidae.
UUUUGUUGGUAGAGUGUAACUAGACACUUUACAUCAACAUUAAUGUUAUGUAUGGAACCCCACCUCUUACCCCUGGCAAUCACAUGGCAAUGUCGGCUGAGGUAGGGUAUAGAAAUCCACAGAUGUCUUCACAGAAUACUGGGCCAGGAGCCUCAUCACAAGCUGGUCCAUCUCAGGGGCCCUCCUACCUCAUGUCCCACCUACAAGCACCUGUCCACCCUAUACUACAGCAGAUUGAUGUCAUAAACAACCUAUAUGGUCAGACCUUGCCCAGCACUGUACAAAAAAGUGUACCAAUAUCUGGGCAACAACCAGACCAAGAAGAAAUCAAAGAUGAUGGUGUACAGGAAAGUGUUAGUGCAGAGGUCUUUUCCGUGUACAAGUAUAGAGAAAUUAUUCCUGGCUGUCAACCCCAUCCAGGGGAUAUUGUAGAGGCGGGUCCUCUCGCUUCACUGUUACCACCUGAACCAGUGUAUCCCCUCGCAGACAGUCUGCCUAGAGAGAUGAUCACUACUUGUAAACUUAGUAGUCUUCAGCUUGAAGGAAUCCUGUAUGCCUGCCAAAGACACCAAACUUUGUUACCAAAUGGUCAGCGAGCUGGAUUCUUUAUCGGUGACGCAGCUGGUGUUGGUAAAGGCCGACAGAUUGCAGGCAUAAUCCUGGACAACUACGCCAGAAAAAGGACCAAGCAUAUCUGGUUUACUAUUUCAUCUGAUCUCAUUGUCGACUCUAGGAGGGACUUGACUGAUAUCGGAUGUUAUGUGAAGGUCAUAGAUGGUUGUCAGGAACUUGAUCGAGAAACAAGAGUUCUAGGUUUGCCUGCUGACUUUAAAGAAGGAGUUGUGUUUAGUACCUACGCAACACUUGUAUCUUCUGUCCAUAGAGGAAGUGCAGUCAGUGGCAGCAAGACAAGCAGACUUCAACAGCUGGUUGACUGGUGUGGGGGACCACAGUUCCAGGGAUGUCUCAUAUUUGAUGAAUGUCACAAGGCGAAGAACUUUGUCCCAGGCAAGGAGCAAGCAAGCACUAAGGUAGCGAUGGCGGUUAUGUCUAUACAGAGGAUGUUGCCGAAGGCUCGUGUUGUUUACUGUAGUGCUACUGGGGUCACAGAUGUCAAAAACAUGGCAUUUAUGGAAAGAUUGGGUUUGUGGGGAGAGGGGGCACCUUUCCGAUCAUUUGAGCAGUUUUUGGACCUGGUACAGAAGAAAGGACUAGGUAUGGCUGAGAUACUGGCUAUGGAAAUGAAGACGUCAGGGAUGUAUAUCUCCCGUGGUCUCAGCUACAAACAGGCAGAGUUCAUGACGAUAGAGGCUGCAUUGACAAAGGAACAGAGAAAGACCUAUGACACAGCAGCCCAUGUUUGGAAUGAGUUACGCAAGGCACUUGAGAGCGCAAUGUCCAGAACAGGCUUUUCAGGUGGCCGAAUGUGGGCGCAGUUCUGGGCAUCUCAUCAAAGAUUCUUUAAACAACUCUGCAUGGGUAUGAAGGUACCAACUGUGAUAAAGGAAGCUAAACAAGCACUUGAUACUGGCUACUGUGUAGUGAUUGGUCUACAAACAACUGGUGAGGCCUCGUUAGAAGCAGAGAUAGGAAAGAAUAAAGGGGAGAUUACUGGAUUUGUUUCCUUGUGUCGAGAGAUUUUGUUACGAUUCAUCACACAAUAUUUUCCUACCAUGAUUGAGAGUCAGAAUGAGGAGGAUCGCGUAGCAGACAGUUGGUGUAUUAAAGCCAAGGAGAUGCUUAUAGGCUUUGCCCGCAAAAUCUCACUACCUAACAGUCCAUUAGAUGAGAUGAUCGAUCAGUUUGGUGGCACAGAAGCUGUGGCCGAGAUGACAGGAAGGCGUGGCAGGAUUGUCCGCAAGUCUGUCAAAGACCGGCCUCAUUACGAACUAAGAACCCAGGACAUUGAUAACUAUGGAGGAAUUGAGAGUCUAAACGUAAUGGAGAGGAAUAUGUUCAUGGCAGGGAAGAAAUUAGUCGCCAUCAUUUCAGAUGCAGCAAGCACAGGAAUAUCUCUCCAUGCUGACACCAGAGCAGGGAACCAGAGACGGAGAGUUCACAUAACGGUGGAACUUCCCUGGAGUGCUGACAAGGCUGUACAACAGUUAGGCCGAUCUCAUAGGUCCAACCAGUCAAGUGGUCCACUGUAUAAACUGCUUACCACAGACUUAGGAGGAGAAAGGCGAUUUGCUGCUGCUGUGGCUCGGAGACUUCAGUCCAUGGGUGCAUUGACCAAAGGAGAUCGACGAGCAGCGACUGGAGCUAACCUUGAUGAGUUCAACUUUGACACACCUUAUGGCCGCAAUGCUCUCCGCAUGAUGUACCACAAUAUCUGCCAUAGGACUCUGGUGCCAGGUUUGAAUCUACCAGAUAUAUCCAAAGUUCACAAAACAUUCGAGGAGUUCAAUAUGUCAAUGCAGGAGUGUUUGGUUCUCAUGGGCCUGAUUGAGAUAGAAUCAGUGAGAAUCGGUGCGCCUCCCAAGGACAAAGACAUGGGCGAUGUCUCAAAGUUUCUGAACAGGAUACUGGGACUGAGCGUCUCUAAGCAAAACAUGGUGUUCACCUAUUUUAUUGAGUGUAUGAAGUUGAUGGUACAAAAUGCCAAGAUGGAGGGCAGGUAUAACGAGGGAAUGCUGGACAUCAAAGCCUCAUCAGUAGAGAUUGUCAACAAACCAAGAGAGCUGUUUAAAAACCUCACUAAGGGACAUACAGAUACAAAACUUCUUGAGCUGAAGGUUGACCGAGGUGUCAGCUGGUCAUCAGCAUUGACCAGGCUUGACACUCACAAAGGACCUAGAGAUGGAUUCUAUGCCUCAAAAAGAGAAAUAUUUGGCAGGAAACUCUAUAUCUUGGCUACACAGAAGGAACAUUCCAGUCAUCUGUUUAGAUAUACAAGACCUAAUACAGGACUGUCCCAGGUCGACGAAGAAGAAACUGAUCUCAAUCAUCGCUAUGUAGCAGUGGAUCCCUCUAAAGCAGAGAAGGCAUGGACGGAGCUGUAUGAACAAACUCUGAACCAGUGUAUCCAUGGAAACUCUUGUAAGAAUGGUCGUCGCUGUAAAGUUGGCAAAAGGUGUUACAACAUUCACUUAGUGUGUGGAAGUAUUGUCUCACUAAUGUCUGUACUAGAAGCCACCCUGAACCGGUUUUCCUCCAAACUCAACCUCAGUAAAUCUGAGUCGUCUGUUCGUGUUGUACGUGUACAAUUAGACAGUGGGGAAAGGGUGGUGGGAGUUCGCUACCCUGUCAUCCUUCUGUCUGAAGUAGAGAAAGUCCUCAAGGACCAGUACAUGGUGGAAAAAGUACAGCUCUCUCAGUCUGUAAUGAUGCGAAACCCAGAUGGUAGUGUUGCUACCAGUGGAUGUGAGGCUUCAGGAAGUGGUGCAGAGGAUGAUGGGAAACAGGAAGUGAGAUCAUUGGUUGUGGAGGAAGUUACUGAAGUUAAUGGCAAGUCUCUAGCUCGAGCUCUCAGACCACCUGUUACACUUAAAACUUUCUUCAAAUCUGCUGGCCAGAAGAAGACUGAGAGCAUCAAUGAAAAUAUCCAAAAAAGUGAAUCCAAGCCUUGUGUGUUUAGUUCUCCAUCAGAGACCAGCUUUGAUGCACAAUCAAUUGAGGAGGAAAGUAGCUCCUUAUCGCCUCACUGUGAUAAUAUCACGAAAUCCAGCCAGGAUGCUAAUAAAUUGUCAGAAAGUGAUAACAAACAUGUGUCAUCUGAGUCAAGUUCUGAUUCAGGAACUACAAGGAAAAGUUCAAGUGACCUUGAAAGUUCAGAUAAGGGAAAUAACUCAAAGUCUGACUGUGUAAUUAUCCCAAAGUCAGAACUUGCAGAUGCAAACUGCAGAACUCAAGCUGGCAAUAGUCAUCAAGUCUCAAAACAAGAUUCGAACUCAGGAAAACAAAAUGUUUCUAAGAAACGCAGUGCUGAGAACGAGGCAUCUUCCAGAACAGCCAAACGGCCACGACAAUCAAACAUCAUGUCGAUGUUUGCCAAGGCUACAGCAAAGAAGGAAGCCAAACCUAACAUGAACUGUCCUGUAUGUGGGAAGGAAUUUGAUAAUAAAAUAAGUAAUACUGAAAUCAAUCAGCACAUAGACAACUGUCUCAUAGAAUGAUAGAAAGAGCUCACUGUGGUAACUGGGUGUUAGGGGUCUGUUUGGUACUUAGCAAUAGAAGGACCUGGGUGUUAGGGGUCUGUUUGGUACUUAGCAAUAGAAGGACCUGGGUGUUAAGUGUCUGUUUGGUACUUAGCAAUAGAAGGACCUGGGUGUUAGGGGUCUGUUUGGUACUUAGCAAUAGAAGGACCUGGGUGUUACGUGUCUGUUUGGUACUUAACAAUAGAAGGACCUGGGUGUUAGGGGUCUGUUUGGUACUUAGCAAUAGAAAGACCUGGGUGUUAGGGGUCUGUUUGAUACUUAGCAAUAGAAAGACCUGGGUGUUAGGGGUCUAUUUGAUACUUAGCAAUAGAAAGACCUGGGUGUUAGGGGUCACUGAGUUACAGUGUAAUGAAGGGGCCACAGUGUCAGGGGUCAUGUUAGGAGUCACUGUGUAGUGAAGGGACCUAGAUGUUAGGGGUCACUGAGUUACUGUGUAGUGAAGGGGCCACAGUGUUAGGGGUCGUGUUAGGAGUCACUGUGUAGUGAAGGGACCUAGAUGUUAGGGGACACUGAGAUACUGUAUAGUGAAAUGACCGUAAUGUUGAGGGUCAGUGUUACUAUGUCCUGGGGGAAUCUGGAUAUUAAGAGUCAUUGAGAUACUAUAUAGUGAAAUGACCGUAAUGUUGAGGGUCAGUGUUACUAUGUCGUGGGGGAAUCUGGAUAUUAAGAGUCAUUGAGAUACUAUAUAGUGAAAUGACCGUAAUGUUGAGGGUCAGUGUUACUAUGUCCUGGGGGAAUCUGGAUAUUAAGAGUCAUUGAGAUACUAUAUAGUGAAAUGACCGUAAUGUUGAGGGUCAGUGUUACUAUGUCCUGGGGGAAUCUGGAUAUUAAGAGUCAUUGAGAUACUGUGUAGUGAAGGGACAUGGACAUCACAUCAUUGUCAGUUUUAUGGGGUUUGGUUUUCCAUAAUGUGUCUUCAAUGUUUUAGAAAUAUUCUCUGUUUGUAUAAUUUGCUUUUGAAUUUAUAUAAAACAUUAUACAUCCUGACUCCAACAUACGAUACUGGAUCAGAUAGAUAUGACAGUUUUAAAAUUAAACAAUGAAUUGGCAUUCAUUAAGGUUUUAAAAAGUUAUGAAGUGAACAUUCAUGUGUGUACAUGAUAUGAUGAGGAAUGUUUUGUGUUUUUAAAGAAGAAGUUGUAUAAAGCCUGGUGCAUGCAUUGAUUUUGUUACUUAUCUGAGGAAUGAUGGUGGUUGUUGAACACAUGUUGACAUGUUUUACAUUCCAUUGUUCAAAACUCGGCUCCUCGCUGACUUGUCAAGAUUAAAUCUGCUUGUUAUCACCUGGAUCUUGGUGUUUCAAGUUUCUGUUUUUCUUACUCAAUAAAAAAUCGAAUUGCAUUUAAGUUAUAUUUUUGAAAGAUUAGCUAGACAACUUUUAAUUUCUUAAACUAACCUGCUUGUUCUUAGUGCUUUUGAGUUGAUGGACAGAAUUUAGCAUCCCUUCAUUGAUAAUUUUCUGUUGAAUGAAAAUAUCUUAUUGAUAAUAUUUUGGAAUUGAUAAAUUCUUUCCUAGUUCACCUGACAAACAAUACUUCAGUACAGGCCUAAUGGAGCCAUGUUGUAACAGAGACCUGUAUGAUACAGGCCUUAUGGACCCCUGUUGUAACGAGGACCUGUGUGAUACAGGCCUUAUGGACCCCUGUUCUAACAGGGACAUGUGUGAUACAGGCCUAAUGGACCCCUGUUGUAACAGAGACCUGUAUGAUACAGGCCUUAUGGACCCCUGUUGUAACAGGGAUCUGUGUGAUACAGUCCUAAUGGACCCCUGUUGUAACAGGGACAUGUGUGAUACAGGCCUAAUGGACCCCUGUUGUAACAGAGACCUGUAUGAUACAGGCCUUAUGGACCCCUG